Messenger RNA from Hippocampus comes (tiger tail seahorse), 653 nucleotides. RefSeq names its product ADP-ribosylation factor-like 1 (gene arl1). Bases 99 to 644 code for a protein of 181 amino acids. NCBI's taxonomy places the organism in Eukaryota, Metazoa, Chordata, Actinopteri, Syngnathiformes, Syngnathidae. The record is from RefSeq and is a predicted model, not a curated record. Gene Ontology annotation, molecular function: GTP binding; GTPase activity. The transcript has 6 exons.
AGCUUACGCUGGGGGUCAGUGACGUCAUUCAAUAACACGUCACCACACGGAAGCUUUCAGAUCCAACCUGCGAGACGCUUCCUUUGGUCUGAUCAAAAAUGGGUGGCUUCUUCUCCAGUAUCUUCUCGGGCCUGUUUGGAACCAGGGAAAUGAGGAUUCUCAUCCUGGGUUUGGAUGGUGCUGGGAAAACCACUAUUUUGUACCGGCUGCAGGUUGGGGAGGUGGUCACCACAAUCCCAACAAUCGGCUUUAACGUGGAGACCGUGACAUACAAAAACCUGAAGUUCCAGGUGUGGGAUCUGGGAGGCCAGACGAGUAUCCGGCCAUACUGGCGGUGCUACUACUCCAACACGGACGCUGUCAUCUACGUUGUCGACAGCAGCGACCGUGACCGAAUGGGCAUCUCCAAGUCUGAGCUUGUGGCUAUGUUGGAGGAGGAGGAGCUGAAGAAGGCCAUCCUUGUCGUGUUUGCAAACAAGCAAGAUAUGGAACAGGCGAUGACACCGGCCGAGGUGGCCAACGCACUGGGCCUCCCCGCCCUCAAAGAUCGGAAGUGGCAGAUCUUCAAGACCUCGGCGACCAAAGGCACGGGCUUGGAUGAAGCUAUGGAGUGGCUGGUGGAUUCGCUGAAGAGUCGGCAGUAGAACAGAGGG